Messenger RNA from Camelina sativa (false flax), 1070 nucleotides. RefSeq lists its product as uncharacterized. The record is from RefSeq and is a predicted model, not a curated record. NCBI's taxonomy places the organism in Eukaryota, Viridiplantae, Streptophyta, Magnoliopsida, Brassicales, Brassicaceae.
UUCAAUGGAUUGUAGUUUUCCUGCCCUCAAACUGGUUCAAGGGGACUCCGCCAACAACUUCACCGCCCCACAGCAACCUCCCUCUCCUCCUCACCGAGAUCAUCCUCUUCCUUUGAAUGAAAACUCUCCCAUGAUGACCUUCUAUGACAUAGGUUCAUGUCCUGUUCCACCAUCUACCUCUUGUCUCAAACUUAGAAAUAAUAUAGACAGCUUACUGCCCAAGCUUGUCGGUUUUGCCGGUGUGUUGGACAUGACUGCUUAUCACAAGCCUGAUUUUUUUGAAAAGAAGAUCAAUCAGCGGAGAGAUCUGGUAAAAGGACGCAUCACAGUCGUUUCCACUGAGCCUCCUUUAGAAGGAAAACAGAAAAGGCCGGAUCAGCUUAUCAAGCAGUUGAUGCAUAAGUUUGUUCUCGAGAACCCGGAAAUCCCUGUUCUUCUCAUAUCCAAUGAUGUCCGCUUUGCCUCUUGCCUUCGAGAGUUGACUGCAUCGAAGUAUACCGUAAUCCUCGCUCACGACAAGAACGCCGAGAAAGAAUUGACUGGAGCGGUUGAGAAAACAAUAGACUGGGAACUUCUGGCCAAGGGUGAACAAGGUAAGCCGUAUCAGAACUAUCUGAUUGAGGAGGAUGAAAAGUAUUUUCAGGCCACGGGUAAACGAGGUCCCCUGUAUAAGGCAAGGGAACAAGAGAAGAUGGCAAAGGAAGAAAUACAUAAGAAAAAGCUGAUUGAUAUGGACAAAAAGUAUUUUGAUGCCACGGGUAAACAAGGUACCCGGUAUAAGGAGUGGGAAGAAAAGAAGAGGAAGAGGGAAGAACGUGAGAGUCCGAAUAAGAAGCGGAAGAAAGGUAAAAAAGGUAAAAAACAUGUAGAGGAAGAAGAUGAAGGAUUUGGAGGAGAGAGUAAUGAUUGAAGAAUUUGAUGAUUGAAUCUUAGUAGUAGUAUCCUAGUAGGACUAGUAUGUUAUAUUUCCGUCACUGAGUUUGUUUUUGUUUUUGAAGGACUAGAGACUCCACUGAAUACACGAUCAUAAAAUAUUUUUGUUUUACAUGCAAUGAACCAAACGUAACAGU